AUGACUUCCUCAGGUCAAGCCUUCGCAGUUCAACAACCUCAGACUCAAACCCUCAAUGCUGCAACAUCCAUCCCUCAACAUCAACCUUCAAGUGUGCCAUCUCAACAAACUAUUCCUGCUCCCAAUGUGUCAGCCAAAGUCUCCUCUUCAAACACCAAAGAAUCUGAUAAAAAUCUUGCUCUAGCCAUUGGGCUAGUUAAUUGCUACAAUGCCUUUGUAGCCGGAGAUCUUCCACCUCAGCUAUCCUUUGCUGACUUGGACCAGAUACAUCCCGAAGAUGUGGAGGAAAUGGACAUUACUUGGCAGAUUGCCAUGGCUGUCUUCAGAGCCAAACAAUUCGCCAAGAAAACAGGGAAAAACAACAAGGCUAUGAAUGCUGACAAAAAGGAGGAUCAAAUUCAAGCUUUAAACAUCACAGGGUCAGAAAAUGCUCAUCUAGCUCAAAUUGAUGAUGCUGCUUCAAAGAACAAUGAUACUGAUCCCGAGGCAGAAAUGAUGGAGCUGCAGUUUGCCCUAAUGGUUUCCACCUCCUCUGAGCCCAAGAAAAGUGAGAGACAACUUGAUGCUGUGACCAAAGAACUUGAUGAGUUAAAAAUUAAAAGUGGAAAAACAGAUAACGAAACUGACAGGGAGCCACAUCAUCAAUAUGGCAAACCUGCUGGUUUUGUUUCAAGAGGUUUUAUUAACAUUGAAAGUACUAAUGUUUCUACUUCCUCUGCAGAUACGCCCUUAGAUCAGGCCAAGUGUGAAGCUGGAGAAUCUGUUUCUGUUUUUAAUUCUGAUUUUUCUAUUGUGAACAAAUUUGAGUGUGUUUCUGAUGAUAAGACUGAAAAAGCUCCUUGUGUUAGCUCAUCAUUGGAUAAUGUUGAAUUUAAUUUUUUCGAUAUGUUGUCAAAACCGAACAAGGCUCAGCCAAGAUCGGUUUCAUCAAAAAGCAAUUCUAGAUCUUCUACUAAUUUUGGUAGAAAAUCCAGAAGGUCUAUGCAAACUCCUGUGAAGUCUAUUUCAAAAUCAUCAGAGACUGUUGUAAAACCUAAACUUCAAUGGAAGCCCAAAUCACUCUCUAGUUCAUCGUUACCUCCCUCUAAAGUGAUUAGAAAUGAAGAUCCUAAUUUGCAAAUUUUAAAGUCUAAAUCAGAAAAGGGACAGUUGUGGAGGAAUAUCGUCCGCCCUUGGUACGUCGAUAGCGGUUGUUCCCGGCAUAUGACUGGAGACAUCUCCCAGCUGAGCGAAAUUCAAUCUUUUAAUGGGGGUUAUGUUUCCUUUGCGGGCGGAGAUGGUGGAAAGAUCACACUGCGCGAAAUUGUUACAAAUGGAGUGUUGAGCUUUGAAAAUGUCAACUUUGCACCCGAAUUAAAGCAUAGUUUGUUGAGCGUUUCUCAGAUAUGUGACAAAGGCUACUCAACGCACUUUACUGAUAAAAGUGUAUGA
Molecule: messenger RNA, 1431 nt
Organism: Lactuca sativa (garden lettuce)
Lineage: Eukaryota; Viridiplantae; Streptophyta; Magnoliopsida; Asterales; Asteraceae
Source: RefSeq, a predicted model, not a curated record